Seriola aureovittata is the source of this 1920-nucleotide messenger RNA. RefSeq names its product trace amine-associated receptor 13c-like. Bases 7 to 1032 code for a protein of 341 amino acids. The transcript has a single exon. Gene Ontology annotation, molecular function: trace-amine receptor activity. The record is from RefSeq and is a predicted model, not a curated record. Gene Ontology annotation, biological process: G protein-coupled receptor signaling pathway. NCBI's taxonomy places the organism in Eukaryota, Metazoa, Chordata, Actinopteri, Carangiformes, Carangidae. Gene Ontology annotation, cellular component: membrane.
GGGUUUAUGAUGAGUGACCUGUCUCAGGACCAGUACUGUUUUCCAGGCUCUAAUGCCUCAUGUGUUAUGGCUCAGUUCAGCGUGGGGACCAGGAUUAGCCUCUAUUUGUUGUUUGCUUCAGGCAUACUGGUCACCAUUUUAGGAAACGGUGUUGUCAUUGUGUCAAUAGGUCAUUUUAAGCAGCUGCAGAAUCCCACCAAUGUGCUUGUUUUAUCUCUCGCUCUUGCCGACCUUCUUGUGGGAGUUAUUGUGAUGCCCUUCAGCGCCAUUCGGACCGUUCAUGGCUGCUGGUUCUACGGUGAUGACUUCUGUCAGUUGCAUUCUAGUUUUGACAUGUUUCUUACCACUGUAUCUAUCUUCCACCUGGUCUGCAUUGCUGUAGACAGACAACAAGCAAUAUGCAAUCCUUUGCAUUAUUCCAGGAAAAUCACAAUGUCAGUGGCCUGUAUUAUGGUCUAUGUGAGCUGGGCACUGGCUGCUCUUUACUCCUAUGGACUACUUUACUCAAAGGCCAACGUAGCAGGAUUAGAGGAGUAUAUGGUGUCAAUAAACUGCCUUGGUAGUUGUAACCUUCUCUUUAACCCCCUUUGGGGAAUCCUGGACAGUAUUACUGCCUUCUUUUUUCCCUCCACUGUAAUGAUUUGUCUUUACACUAAAAUAUUUAUUGUGGCCAAAGAGCACGUAAGAAAGAUCGGAGAUAUGAGCCACUGUUCCAGUGACAGAGGAAAAGGUGGGUUUGUUAAACAGUCUGAGCACAAAGCUGCGAAGACUCUGGCUAUUGUGCUCGGUGCAUUCAUCUUAUGUUGGAUGCCCUUUUUUAUUAACUCUAUAAUAGAUGCCUACACUGGCUUCAUCACACCUGCUGCCGUCUUUGAGGCAUUUGUUUGGUUGGGUUACUUCAAUUCAACCUUGAACCCAGUUAUUUAUGCCUUUUUUUAUCCUUGGUUUAAGAAAUGUUUUUAUCUCAUUGUCAGUCUGAAAAUAUUUGACCCCCAUUCUUCAACUGUAAAGGUGAAUAUACGGACACAUUGAUGACACUACUGUCUCUAUAUUUGCAUUAAGAGCAGGUUUAAAUGCAUCUGUUGUUUUUAUGGUGAUUUUUUAAAUCACAGUUUUGAGGAUGAGUUUCCCCUUAAUAUCUUUUUUUUUUACUGGCACUGAUCUCUGUAGCAUUAGCACAAGUGCUACAUGUUCAUUAUUAUUAUCUUUAUUUAGCUUUUGGUGAUGUUGAAUAGCUACACUAUCAAAGAUGAAAUGUUUUAAUGUUCUUAAGCAUUUUAUUUGAUUUUACUAUUAAAUUUAAUGUUAUUACAGUAUAAUAAUUACAUGAUGGAUUUCAUUGUUUUUAUGACAUCAUAUAUAUUUACUAGUUGAGUUACUAUGAACAGCUGCUUUCAAUUGUUAUAAUUUGCUGCAGUUGAACCUUCAGUGAAAUAAUCUGAUAAAACAAUGAUAUCAAAUCAUCCUACACUCAGUCAGUCUAAUACAACAGUCCUGCAACAAACCCUCCUCCAUGAAGGUUUAAUGUUCAGUUUGUGUUGAAUCUGUUUCAUGAUUAUUGUGGAGGCUGCAGUUUGUGUUGCUGCUGAAGUGUUUAGUUAUUUUGUCCUCCCUGUUUAUAUCAAUGACAGUAGGUUAAUAACAGAAACUCUUCUCUGUAGAAUGUGAAACGGUUCAACUCUAAAACAGUGUCAAUAGAAACUGAACAUUAGAUCCUUCAUGAAGGAGGAUUUACUGCAGCACUGUGGAGUCAGACUGUUUAGUUUCAGCUUGGUGUUCCUAAUAAACUGAGUGUAUGGUGUGCACACGAUUUGCACAGUUAAUUAAUGAAUUACUUGAAAUUGAAUUAAAAAGGUAAAAGAAAUACAGAAAGAAAUGUUGGUAUCUGCUGACACCAACCUGAUACCGUCUGUUUCCCUC